Messenger RNA from Oreochromis niloticus (Nile tilapia), 3486 nucleotides. RefSeq names its product protein FAM171B. The transcript is spliced from 8 exons. The record is from RefSeq and is a predicted model, not a curated record. Bases 142 to 2106 code for a protein of 654 amino acids. Lineage: Eukaryota; Metazoa; Chordata; Actinopteri; Cichliformes; Cichlidae.
GGGCGGAGUUUCCUACGCUGUUUGAAGGGUGGCUCACAGAAAAGUAGUUGGGAUGGCAGCGGAGUGAGCAUCUUUGUUCUUGUGUACUUUGUAGAUGAAACCUGGACCUGUGGUGAGUAAAAACGAGGCUCUUUGAAAGUCAUGCGCCUGCUGCUUUGCGUGUCUCUGCUGUGCUCGCUGGUUUUAUGCAGCCGCGGAAGGGCUGAGUUCACUCCGGCUGCGGGACACCCUCUGCAUGCCGAUGAUGGGAACUUUUCAAACCAGGAUCCCAGGAAACAAGAGCCCUUUCAACUCCAACAGCAAGUGCUGGAGCCCAGGCCAGGUUCUACCUUCAGCUUGAAGGUCCAGGUGAAUGAUGUGCUGAGUCGUCAGUACCUGAGCCAGGCAGUGGUGGAGCUCUACGUCAACUACACCAAGACCAACACAGCUCUUUCUGGGGAGGAUGGCGGGGUCUUGUUUCACGUACCUUACCACACUGGGAUGCUUCUCACAGUUGUGGCCUGCCAGGAUGGCUACAUUUGCACACUGCUGCUUUGUAAAACCGACAAAAUGCCAAUAUUUUCAUCAGUGACAUUAUCACUUCAGGGUCUGAAUCAAGGGAACAUUUGGCUUUUUGAGGAUUCUGUCCUGAUCACUGGGAGAACAUCUGAUGCUUCAUCCCAGCCUGUGGUCAGUUUUCCUAAAACCCUGCUGAACCUGACGCACAGCAAUAAUAUCACCUCUGUUAAAGCCUUCUUGACCAUUCCCAGGCUGACGUCAGAGCAGGGGGGGUUCUUGGACACUCGAGGCAUCAUGAGCAGUAAAUCUGGAUAUGUCAGUGUGGAGUUAAGCCCGGUGGCGGCUGUCAGCGUGCAGCUUUUCUCAGGAGACACGGAGUUACAUGUGACUGGGCCUGUGCAGAUGAACCUCAACAUUCCCGACAGCUUCAGACUUCAGUCUUCGAGUGUUAUUCCAGCCUGGUUCUUUAACCGGACCACUGGGGGAUGGAUGAGAAAAGGAUUAGGAAAGGUGGCGUCAGUAGAUGGAAGACUCGUGUGGACAUUCACAGCUCCUCAUCUCGGCUACUGGAUCGCAGCACCGGUGUCAUCUAACAGAGGUUUCUUUGAACUUGCCAUUCCCAUUGACUUCUUCAUACGGCAUUCCUUUUUCCUGAUGGUUCUCUUUGGAGGGACACUCGUUAUUAUCAUCUCUCUUCUGGUUGGAUUAUGUUAUUGCAGGUGUUCCUCUGGUGAAACUAAAGCAGCAAAGAUCCUACCAGUGAUGACAAAAGACCAAAAUACUUCCACAUGUGAUGAUGAUCUCUUUGAAGUAUCUUCAGGGAAAGCUUCUCAUUCGCAGGACCAGCAACCUGAAGAAAAGGGGGACAGUAGACACAAUGCUUCUUUCAUAGCCAACACCAAUGCUGUGGCCAUUAUGCUGGAGAAUGAUCUGAACACGGACCCGAACGAUUUGACGUGUUCACACAAGGCUUCAGAACAAAGAGUUUCUGUAUCUCUGACAGAUAAUUUGUUUUUCUACAACCAGCCUGUUGCAAUUCUUCACACUCCAGCUUUCUUCCAUUUAGAGGAGCAACCAGAGCAGGCCCAGUGGAGCAAGUCAGCCACCCUGCCCCGUGCAGGGGCUUCAAAUGGUGCCGCCACAGAGCCUUUGAGUAAAGAAAACUUAACCCAGACACAGACAAAAGGUCUGCCUGAGACCCAGAACCAGGCAGCAGAAACUGAAGACAAGCUUGGAGCUUCAGGUGGCUCCCAGACAGCAACCCCCACCAACACAUCCAGGCUCCCAGAGUCAGUGUCAGUGCCUGGGACAUUACAUAAAAUCUUGGACAGCAGGCACUCGGUGCACGGACAAUCCAAUAUCUCCUCACUUCAGCCUCCUCGGGCCUGGUUCGUCUCCCUGGAGGGCAAGCCCGCAGCUGAGAUCCAUUAUGCUGUGACUGAGCAGCAGAGGAGACGGAGACCAGUCGAGAGUCGAGAGACCAGUUUAGACUCUGGGGUGGACAUGAGCGAACUGAACCAGACGUCUGGCAGGAGGGCGGUAACACUGGAGCGAAACGCUACUUUUGUCAAAAGCGCAUCGAGCAGUAAACAUACGUCUGCACAGUGACUUAUCUCUAACAGCCUUAUUACCCAUAUCGCUCCAAGUUUGUUAAUAAACACCAUCACGUUUGUAUCACAGGGGACUUAUGUAUGUUAUUCAUCAGAUUCAGUGCAUUUCUGCCAUAAGACCUCAUAAUGUCUGCAUUUCAGCUACUGUACAUCUAGAAGAGUCCACAUUUCACAACAGAGCCUAUGGACUUGGUGAUCGUUCCCUGUGGAUGUAACAAUACGUGUGCUUUUAACAGCUUCUAACCUGUGUAUGCACUCAAAGACUAAUGUAUAAUAUUAUAGUAAGAUGUUGUAUAUUCCUUUAUUUUGUGUUACAUAUUUCUGUUUUCAUGUAAAUUGUUAACCUGAUAUAAAAUACCUGACCCUGGUGAUGUUGUUUGUUCAUCAGAGGGAAAAUGUAACAUAUGCUUGCUUCUGUGUUAAUGCAGGAAAAAUACAUCCAUUCAUUUUUUUCUAUUUAAAGUCAUAUAAAAAGUCAUGGUGAUGUGGGAGAAGCUGUUGGGGAAAGAGGUGGGGUACAGGUGGGGUAAUCAGUCUCAGGACUAACACAGAGACAGACAAACAUUCACACUCUCAGCCUGUUCAGGAUCCCCAAUGGACCAAACCCCAUGCAGGUGUUUGGACUGUGGGAGGAACCCAUGCACCAAAAAGACAAGCCAGAUCUCUCACAGACAGGCUACAGGCUGGAUUCAUUCUUGUUGCUGUGAAGCAAUAGUGCUAACUAACAUCACGAUAAUAGCCAGUACUGUCACAACCUGGCAACUUUGAGCCAUGACAAAAGGUGAACACACCUUUAGGGUGUGCAUGUGUGUGGAGAUGUAUGUGAGUGUUGUAAAUACAGUGAAUUACAAAUAGCAAUAGAAAAACAAGUGGAACACAGAGUGUGAGGGGAAACAGGUCCGUGUGAAGCAGGAAGGAAGAAGAAAGGGCCAAUACAGAGCCCAGAUACUGCCUUUUGGCUUGAGCCACUAAAGUCCUGAAACACAUGAAGGAAAGGUUUAAAGUAAGGAUGGUCAGAAUAUGUUCCAUUUAAAAUUACAGACCUGAAAACAGCUAAACUGCUAAAACAGAAACAGAAAAACACGUCUGUCGGUUAAAACAUUUUUAUAGGGAGUUAAAAGGUGCUGUUCCCGAAACAUCUUAACCUGGUUCGGGAACAGCACCAUGCAGGACAGACGAGCUCUACAGAUGGUUGUGCGAUCAGCUGAGCGCACCAUCCGCUCCGAGCUCCCUGACCUGCACUCAAUCUACAGCAGGCGGUGCUGGACCAAGGCCAGGAAGAUCGUGAAGGACCUCAGCCAUCCCAACAACGGACUGUUCUCUCUGUUGAGGUCAGGAAAGCGAUUCCGCUCCCUGAAGACCAACACAGAGAGACUGA